GCACAAAACAAUAUGGCCGCUCGCUGAGGACGGCUGUCAAAAAUCUAGGAACGGGAGUCCUGAUGUGCGGAUAAUUGUCGAGACACUUGGACUCUUUUUUUUUUUUCGUCCCGAGAGAGGAUUAUCGCCCCGCGUCGUGAGACAAAACGGAAUAAUGUUGACGGCGGCCGCGAGCAUGUCAAACAAUGGUGGCUCCUACAGCGUCGAGCGGCCACCCACUCCAGAUGUGGAUCUCUUCGAUACGAUGGAAAUCCCAUCCUUCAUGAGUGGAUUAUUUCACUCCGAUUAUAAGAAGCACGACGAUCUUAAGGAGAUGCUGGACAGCAACAAGGACGGGCUCAAAUUGGAAGCCAUGAAGCGUAUAAUUGGGAUGGUGGCCAAAGGGAAAGAUGCGUCCGACAUGUUUCCGGCUGUGGUGAAAAAUGUGGUGUCUAAGAAUAUCGAGGUGAAAAAGCUGGUGUACGUUUAUCUGGUUCGUUAUGCGGAGGAUCAGCAGGAUCUGGCACUUCUGUCGAUAUCAACGUUUCAAAGGGCCCUGAAGGAUCCCAAUCAGCUGAUAAGAGCCAGCGCUCUGAGGGUGUUGUCCAGCAUACGGGUCUCCAUGAUAGUACCGAUCGUGAUGCUGGCCAUCAAAGACUCGGCCAGCGAUAUGUCGCCGUACGUGCGGAAAACUGCUGCUCACGCCAUCCCUAAAUUGUACUCGCUGGACCACGAGCAGAAGGACGAAUUGAUAGGCGUGCUUGAAAAAUUGCUGUCCGACAAAACUACCCUCGUGGUGGGCUCGGCAGUAAUGGCCUUCGAAGAAGUGUGUCCAGAGAGGAUCGAUCUGAUCCAUAAGAAUUACAGAAAGUUGUGCAACCUGUUGGUGGAUGUGGAGGAAUGGGGCCAAGUGGUUAUUGUUAACACACUCACUAGAUACGCUAGGACACAAUUUGUCAAUCCAAAUACAGACACUUUAGAAGAAGACGAAAAUCGGCCAUUCUACGACUCCGAUUCCGACUCUUCCAACACAAAGAAACCAAAGUUUAUGUUAGAUCCCGACCAUCGUUUACUGUUAAGGAAUACGAAACCUUUGUUACAAAGUCGAAACGCAUCUGUGGUGAUGGCGGUUGCUCAGUUAUAUCAUCACGCAGCGCCCAGAAGCGAAGUUAUGACCGCUGCAAAGGCACUAAUAAGAUUGCUGAGAGGCCACAGAGAGGUGCAGAGUAUUGUGCUUCACUGUAUCGCUAGCAUAUCAAUUACGAGAAAGGGAAUGUUUGAGCCUUUCCUGAAAUCGUUCUUCGUACGGACUUCCGAUCCUACUCAUAUAAAGCUUCUGAAACUCGACAUAUUGACGAAUUUGGUGACUGAAACCAGCAUCAGCGUAAUACUGAGAGAAUUUCAAACGUAUAUCUCGAGUAGUGACAAGGAAUUUGUUGGGGCCAGCAUUCAGGCAAUCGGCAGAUGUGCGAGUAACAUCAAGGAAGUGACCGACAUGUGCCUCAACGGACUGGUAUCAUUGUUGAGCAAUAGAGAUGAGGCUAUUGUGGCGGAAAGUGUUGUGGUGAUAAAAAAGCUCCUGCAAACGCAACCGAAUGAGCAUAAAGACAUCAUCGCUCACAUGGCUAAGUUAAUGGAUUUCAUAACAGUUCCGCAAGCCAGAGCGUCCAUCCUGUGGCUUCUAGGCGAAUACUCCGACAGAGUUCCUAAGAUAGCGCCGGACGUGCUGCGAAAGAUGGCGAAAAGUUUCGUCAACGAGCAGGAUAUAGUGAAGCUGCAAACCUUGAAUCUAGCUGUGAAAUUAUGUCUGAACAAUCCCUCGCAGACAAAGCCAUUUUGCCAAUAUGUCUUCCAACUUGCCAAAUACGAUCAGAACUACGACAUCAGGGACCGCGCGCGUUUUCUACGGCAUUUUAUCUUCGAGGAAGACAGUGACGCGAAGAUGCUUCCACAGUUCGCGAAGAGAGUUUUCCUCGCACCAAAACCGGCGCCAACUUUAACGUCCAAGUUUAAAGAUUCGGAGUAUCAAUUGGGCACUCUGUCUCACUACCUGGACAUGCCGUGCGUGGGAUACCGGCCUUUACCGCCUUUUCCAGAAGUUACGCAGGAUCCAUCUGUACGAGACGUUGCGCCUUCUACCGCGCAAGAGCUUAAGGAAGAGCGGCACAACAGGAAAGAAAAGGACAAGAAAAAGAACAAGGGAAAGGAGAAAUCGUUCUACAGUGACGAGGAAAGCACUCCUGCUGAAGAGUCGGACAAUCAAUCAUCCGAUUCUUCGUCCAGCGAAUCCUCAGACGAAGAUAGCGAUUCUUCAGAGUAUACGAGUGAUUCAGAUAAAUCCGAAACGGGCAGUGGAAAGAAAAAUGAAACAAAAUCCGACGAUUCUGAAAGCGAAUCGAGCGGCGAGGAGUCAGAUUCUGAAGAUUCUGAAGAGGAAGAAGAAGAGGAAGAAAGCGAGACUCGAGAGAACGAAGAAGAAAAGCCGAAAGUUGUUAAGCAAGAAGUGAAAGAAAAGCCAAAAUGCAACUUUGACCUGCUAUUGGAUUUGGAUUAUGCUCCAAUGACUCCUGUGAUGACGCCUAGCUUGGGUGGUUUUCUUACUCCAAUUAACUCAACAAUCACAGAUAACGUCCGAGAAGUAUCGACGUCGUAUAUUCCGUUAAAAAGUACUACUUUGCUAAAUAGUAUCAUAGGACACGGUUUAAAAAUUGAAUAUAGAUUUACAAGAUCGCAGCAUUUAGUUAGCUCGAAUUUGGUUAGUAUCGAAUUAACGUUCUGUAAUGAAAGCAACGAUGUCAUUAAGGAGGUCCAGAUAGGAAACAAAAAUUUGCAAAAGGGUAUGUAUAUUCACGAUUUUACGCAAAUAACAUCGCUCGACGUCAACGCCACGUUAUCUUCGACGCUGGGCGUUAAUUUUAACGACUCCACUCAACCGGCGAAUUUUAAUAUCGACUUUACGAUUAACGACGAGAAAUAUUCGUGUCCGGUCAGUAUCAAACCGCCGAUAGGAGAGAUAAUAAGAUCUGUAACCUUGCCUGAAGAGAUGUUUAACGCGGAGAGAGCUAAACUAAAGGGUAUGAACGAGCACAUAGCGAAAAUACCGUAUGCCGGGAAGAAAAACGCUCUUUCACAAAAAGUGUUGGAGACUGCAAACAUCGCAAAAGUAUCCGACGAAGAUGAAGCGAUGCGAUUCGCCGCUCAUACUUUAGCGUCCAAAUCAUUGGUGCUGGUGACGAUAAAAUUCAUCGACGCCGGACAAUUGGAGGUUUGCGUGAACUGUGAAAAAAUGGUUAUAGGAUCUAUUUUGUUGAACGAAUUUAAGAGUAAUUUAAAGUAAAGCGGAUAUUUGCGGAAUCAAAUAGCAGAUGCGUUUCAUACAUUUGUGAGGCAAUGUGAAUACUCCUUCCUUCGUUAAGCGAUGGUAAAUUUUUCAAAUAAUAUAUUCCAUUUAAUUUCCAUACGUGUACAUUCGUACAUGCGCACGUAUAUAGAAAUAUACAUGUGCUUGUACGUGUGUACGUAUGUAUGACAUGCAUUUCCCUAGAUAUACGUAUAUGUACAAGUAUACAUAUACAAGUAAGUAUAAUGUACAAUACAUAAAUAUCCUGUUACGCCAUUGUGAUGGUUUUUAUAAUAAAUUCUAACUGCUUUUUGUCAUAA
Messenger RNA from Vollenhovia emeryi, 3639 nucleotides. RefSeq names its product AP-3 complex subunit beta-1 (gene rb). Gene Ontology annotation, cellular component: membrane coat; AP-3 adaptor complex. Gene Ontology annotation, biological process: vesicle-mediated transport; intracellular protein transport. The coding region runs from base 155 to 3316 and encodes 1053 amino acids. The transcript has 10 exons. The record is from RefSeq and is a predicted model, not a curated record. NCBI's taxonomy places the organism in Eukaryota, Metazoa, Arthropoda, Insecta, Hymenoptera, Formicidae.